This is a messenger RNA of Emiliania huxleyi CCMP1516, 321 nucleotides long. RefSeq lists its product as hypothetical. Gene Ontology annotation, molecular function: protein binding. The record is from RefSeq and is a predicted model, not a curated record. NCBI's taxonomy places the organism in Eukaryota, Haptophyta, Isochrysidales, Noelaerhabdaceae. The annotation marks the transcript as partial. The transcript has a single exon.
GGUGCAUGGGGUGUUCUCGAGCGAGCUGUCGGAUUUGGCGCCCAGCUGCAGGUUCUGUACAUGGAUGCAUGCAUGCUCAGUGGCCCAAUCCCUGAUGCACUGGGCAAGUGUAUUGCAUUGGAGGAGCUGGGUUUGGACGGCAACCAACUGACAGGUUCUAUCCCAGAGGCACUUGGCGCAUGUAGAGCACUGAGAAGGCUCUACCUGCACAACAACCUGCUGACAGGUCCGAUCCCUGAGGCGCUGGGCCAAUGCACAGUGUUGGAGAAGCUAUCUCUUUUGUCCGGCAACCAACUGACAGGCGAUGUUCCCGCAGCGCUU